Molecule: messenger RNA, 970 nt
Organism: Lycium barbarum (goji berry)
Lineage: Eukaryota; Viridiplantae; Streptophyta; Magnoliopsida; Solanales; Solanaceae
Exons: 4
Coding region: 54-866 (270 amino acids)
Source: RefSeq, a predicted model, not a curated record
UUCUUAUUCUUAUUUUUUAGAGAAGAAAACAAAAUUAGAAGUACCAAAAUAGAAUGUGUAUAGCAGUGUUUAUAUGGCAAGGUGAUAGUAGAUAUUCAUUAGUGUUAUUGCUUAACAGAGAUGAAUAUCAUAAUAGGCCAACAAAGGCAGUUCAUAGGUGGGAAGGUGGAGAAAUUGUUGGUGGUAGAGAUGAAGUUGGUGGUGGUACUUGGUUGGCUUCUUCAAGAAAUGGUAAAUUGGCUUUUCUUACUAAUGUUUUGGAAGUUGAUACUAUUCCUCAUGCCAAAACCAGAGGUGACCUCCCUGUCCGGUUUCUUCAGAGCACAAAAAGUCCAAUGGAGUUUGCAAAGGAGUUGGUGAAUGAAGGGAAUGAAUACAACGGAUUUAAUUUAAUUUUAGCAGACAUUGAAACUAAGAAAAUGGUGUACGUAACAAACAGGCCCAAAGGUGAGCCCAUGGUCAUACAAGAAGUCCAUCCAGGUAUUCAUGUGCUGUCCAAUGCAAAACUGGACUCUCCUUGGCCCAAGGCUCAGAGGUUGAAAUUGCAUUUUAAAACAAUGUUGGAUGUAUAUAGAGCAAGUAAUGAACAAAUUAGCGUCAAAGAGAUGAUAGAAAACUUGAUGAGGGACACCACCCAAGCUGAGAAAAGCAAAUUGCCUCGUAUUUGUUCUUCAGAUUGGGAGUUGGGACUUAGCUCCAUAUUUGUCGAAGUAGACACUCCAUUGGGGGUUUAUGGCACUAGAAGUACAACAGCAUUGACAGUUGAAGUGGGAGGAAAAGUAAGCUUUUAUGAGUUGUGCCUUGAGAACAACUUGUGGAAAGAGCAAAUUGUCAACUAUUGGAUUGAAAAGCUCCAAAUGCAAUAGAUGUCAAAUUUCAUAUAUUUGUUGGACAAUUGAUGUUGAGAUACGUUGCAUUUUCAUGUUUUGUUUUCUAAUUCAAAUAACAUCAAGUGACUAUUGUCUUUGUA